This is a messenger RNA of Cordyceps militaris CM01, 1530 nucleotides long. RefSeq names its product cellulase family protein. Bases 1 to 1530 code for a protein of 509 amino acids. The record is from RefSeq and is a predicted model, not a curated record. NCBI's taxonomy places the organism in Eukaryota, Fungi, Ascomycota, Sordariomycetes, Hypocreales, Cordycipitaceae. Gene Ontology annotation, molecular function: hydrolase activity, hydrolyzing O-glycosyl compounds. The transcript has 2 exons.
AUGGGCUCUGCAAGAGCUUGUGCGUCGCUGCAUAGUGAGGAGUUUCACAGCUGUCUUGUAUUUAUUCAACAGGGUUACAAUUCUAUGGAGGCUUUUACCAUAAAAAGUUCCUCCUCAUCGGCCAAGGUCUCCGCAACCCAGAGGGGCAUUGACGGCUGGUCAAUGGAUUCAUCGAAGCCAACUACUGGUAUCCGCACAACCACUACCACUCCGAGCCGUCUGUGCAGAGCGCAACACGAGGACCAAUCAUACUACCUACAAACGGCUCAACUUCUCGGCAUGAAGCUGUCCACCGUGCUGGCUCUUGCCGGCCUGGCGAUGUCCUCGCUGACCGCCGGAAAGCCCAAGGUGCCCCUGCACACGUCGAGCCGCUGGAUCCUGGGCAGCGACAACCAGCGCGUCAAGUUGCGGUGCGUCAACUGGGCGGGCCACCUCGAGGCCAACGUGCCCGAGGGUCUGCACAAGCAACCCGUCGCCGCCAUCGCGGGCUGGAUCGCCGCGCACGGCUUCAACUGCGUGCGCUUAACAUACUCCAUCGACAUGGCGCUUCACCCGGAUCUCCCCGUCGCGCAGUCUUUCCGCGCCGCGGCAGUGGCCACGGGCGCCGACGAGGCCGGGCUGAUGGCGCUGCACGACGCCGCCGUCUGUACGAACCCGUUCCUUCACAACGCCACCGUGCUCGAGGCCUUUGACGCCGUGCAGGCGGCGCUCUGGGACUAUGGCAUCAUGACGAUCCUCGACAACCACGUGUCCAGGGCAUCGUGGUGCUGCAACCUUGACGACGGCAACGGCUGGUGGUCCGACGCACCCGGCGACGUCGACGCCAACUCGCGCUUCUUUGACCACGGCCGCUGGCUCGACGGCCUGCGCGCAAUGGCCGCCUGGGCACGCGGCAAGCCCGGCAUCAUCGGCAUGUCGCUGCGCAACGAGCUGCGCGCGCACGUCACGCAGAUUCCCGCGGCGGCGGGCGUCUGGCGCGAGAAUAUGCCGGCGGCCGCCAAGGCGGUGCACGGCGCCAACCCGGACGUGCUGGUUAUCAUGGGCGGCCUCAACGGCGGCACCGACCUCACGCCGCUCCGUGACCGUUCGAGGGACACGUCGGCGUGGGCCGGCAAGAAUGUCUGGGAGGCGCACGCGUAUAGCUUCACUAUUACCACGCCCGACUUUGGCUCGUGCAGCAUUCGCAAGGUCAACUACGGCCUGCUGUUUGGUUUUGUGCUCGAGCAGAACAAGGGCAAUACGGGACCCUUAUUCCUCUCCGAGUUUGGCGUCGGCAUGACGGGCGGCGACAAGGACGGCCUCAACGACAAGGACAGCAGCUACCUGACCUGCCUGCGCGAGUACAUGGAGGACAAUGACGCAGACUGGUCCCUAUGGGCCCUCCAGGGCACGUACUAUGUCCGCGACGGCAAGGUUGAUGCAGAGGAGACGUGGGGCGCCCUUGACCAUGACUGGAAGGACUGGAGAAACCCAAAGUUCAAGGCCAUGCUAGGCAAGAUGCCUGAAGUGACCCAGUUUCCCCGAGGAUGA